Messenger RNA from Phaeoacremonium minimum UCRPA7, 1242 nucleotides. RefSeq names its product putative phosphatidylinositol transfer protein sfh5 protein. NCBI's taxonomy places the organism in Eukaryota, Fungi, Ascomycota, Sordariomycetes, Togniniales, Togniniaceae. The coding region runs from base 1 to 1242 and encodes 413 amino acids. Gene Ontology annotation, cellular component: cortical endoplasmic reticulum; plasma membrane; cytosol. The transcript has 3 exons. Gene Ontology annotation, molecular function: phosphatidylinositol transfer activity. The record is from RefSeq and is a predicted model, not a curated record. Gene Ontology annotation, biological process: Golgi to plasma membrane protein transport; regulation of exocytosis.
AUGGCCUCCGCUGAAAUCACCGAGGUGCAGGAGCAGCUCAGCGACGCGGUCACCCACCUCGUCAGAGUGAUCGAUCACGACGAGAUGUGGGGGAUCAACCUCCGUGGUAAAGACUGCCACAAUAUCCCCUACCGCAUCGUCAUGGAGAAGUUCCUACGUGCCAAUAAGCACGACCUUGCCAGCACCGCGGCACACUUCGAGAAGGUCCUACGCUGGCGUAAGCAGGUCGAUCCCCGUAGGGCGCUGUUGGCUGUCUACAAGCCCGAGCAGUUCAGAGGCAGGGGCAACAUCUCCAAUCAUAUCCGCGCUGCUAAGCCGGAUUUGUUCAUCACUUGGAACAGAUAUGGUUAUGGUGGUCCGCCGACUGAUACGUUCCGCGAUGUCAUGGCGUUCCUCCAAUACCGUGUGGCUCUGAUGGAGGCCGGAAUUGAGAUGAUGGGAAUUGCUCAUGCUGUCAACAUGAUCCCUCCGAAUGGACCUGACCCGUACCGUAUGAUCCAGGUCUACGACUGCAAGGACAUCAAGAAACACUUCAAAAAAUCGGGGACAGGUGCCAAAUUCACCACUGUUUCAGCUCCAGACAAAUUGGGUGAGCUGUUGGCCAGUGAGUGUGCUGUACCCAUUGGAUCUGUCCCCGAGGAGUACGGUGGCCACCAGCCUAAGGUGUUUGAUUACGAACCGUUGAGCUUUGCACCUCAAUCGGCCCCAAGAUCGAGUGAUCCAUUACCACGGAAGAAGAAAGGCAUCUUGAAGAACUGGAAGUCCAAUGUGGCAGCAGGAACCACCCAGGAUCACGAUGACGGACACGUCCAUGAUAGCCCGGUGGGAGAGAACGGCAAGAAGAAGCGAUUCGGCACUGUCCGGUCCAUGUUAUCAGUGAAAUCCAAAGGCACUAAAGCCGAUGACUCCCCCGCGGACGAGAGCAGGAUUACACCCUCAGGUGAAGCAACGGAGGUGGCCAGCCAGCCCACCAUGACACCUGCAUCGGCUGGAAACAACGAGACUACCUUGCCCGAGAUCGCUAUAAACGCAGACAACAGCUGUGCGGUCGAGUCUACUCCUACCGAAGCUCGUCGCCAGUCACUCAUUGAUGGUGCUCCUGCGGCCGCAUCUUCUGGUGAGAUCACUGUGAUGGCCGCACCCCAAGCUGCGAGUGGCGAACAGCAAGUUGCAGGCCCACCGGGUAAGGAGAUCCCAUCCCAAGUCUCAAAUGGUCACAAAACAUUGAACGGGCUAGCUUAG